UUUUCCAUGAUGUCUGAAGCCAUCGUAACCUUCCAGUCUCAGCUCUCCGGAGUCAUGGAGACGGUAUUCAAGGCUGCUAUGUACGAGAUCACCAGGCUGGUGGAGGAUAGCUUCCUCAAGGAGGUUUCCCGGAGCCGGGAGCAGGUCGAGUCACUGAAGAAGCGGCUGCAGUGGUCGGAGAACAGACGCAGGGAUAGGGACAGAGAGGUAGGCCGGAGGGGGAAGUGUGCGGACUGUGGGAGAGCCGACGAAGAAGCCGAGGAGAGAAGCUCUGGAACCUCACAGACAGGUGUGGAGAGGGGGCGUGGCCUGAAGCAGGAGAAGGUACAAGGGGAGGAGUGGAGCAGCUGUGGGGGCGUGGCCAGGGAAACAACCUUCAAUGAUCUGGAGGAGGCUGAGGCCACCAGCCCUAAGAGAACCUCUGAGGUAGGUAGGGGACUGACUAAACACAUGGAGGCUGAGGCCACCAGCCCUAAGAGAACCUCUGAGGUAGGUAGGGGACUGACUAAACACAUGGAGGCUGAGGCCACCAGCCCUAAGAGAACCUCUGAGGUAGGUAGGGGACUGACUAAACACAUGGAGGCUGAGGACACCAGCCCUAAGAGAACCUCUGAGGUAGGUAGGGGACUGACUAAACACAUGGAGGCUGAGGCCACCAGCCCUAAGAGAACCUCUGAGUCCACAGAGGUCGGAGGUCAGAAGCUGGACAGCCUGCUGAAAGAGGAGGCUCUCCACAACACUGAGCUACAGGAGAGAUGGGAGUUCUGCCUGGAUGGGGCUGAUGGUUCAGACGUCUCGGGGCCCAGUAAGAGUUUUAUUCAGCAGGAUCUACAGCGGUGCCAGGAUGACUGGGGGUCCGCUCUAGACCAGGGACCUGAACCACCGGGCCCCGAGGGAGAGGCAGAGGACCACACCGACCCUCUCUACCGCCCUCGUUACAGCAUGGAGGACCUUGGGGGCGCCUUUGAGAAGUCUGGUUACAGUGGUGAUGGUGGUAGCGACCAUCUUCUAGACAUGGAAGGGCUGGAUAGGCUUCCUGGUUCUCCGUCUCGUCUGGGGGCGCUGAGCUACGGAGCUGCGGGUCACUACCAAGUGAACCUGGGGGGGUCUGAGGGGGGAGACCAUCACCAUCGCUCCCACAUGCCUCGCCCCCAUCAGAGCCGGAGGGAGCAGGUGGGGUCGCCAACGCCAUCCCCCCACCCUGAGGUGGGAGACCGGAACUGCCUGUUGAUAAACGAGGAGGGGUACCUGCAGGACUCCAGUGUCUUGUACCCUGAACACGCUGUGCCGGAGUCGGGUAACAGAGCUGGCCACAGGGGGCUAACCUCCAUCCACUCUGGAAGCUCUGCCCACAACAACACAGAGAGCCUGUAUGGUGCUGCUGGCAACUUUGGACACUCUUUAAACCUCAGCGAUCAUUCACAAGAACAGGUAAAAGGAGGAGGGGGGAGGCGUCAUGCCUGCAAUCAAUGUACCAUGACCUUCCCAGACUUUGGUUCCCUCAAGUCCCACAAGCAGACACACAAAACUGGUAGAGAGUCAGGAUCUGGGCCUCCAUACUCCUGCACCCAGUGCGGUAAGACCUUCACCCAGGCCUGCAACCUCAAGGUCCACCAGCGGGUUCACCAGGCAGAGGGACUCCACCUCUGCAGCCACUGCGGCAAGGGCUUCACCUCCUUCUCCGACCUGAAGAGGCACAAGUGCAGCCAGACGACAGACAAGCCCUACUGCUGCUCCAUCUGUGGGAACAAAUUCAGUCGGCUCUGGAACCUCAAGUUGCAUCAGCGCAUUCACACGCAGGAGAAACCCCACCGCUGCACUAUGUGUGACAAGAGCUUCACACGCGCAGACAUUUUGAAAGUGCACCUGCGCAUCCACACCGGGGAGAGACCGUACUGCUGCGCUGUGUGUGGACUCCGCUUCAAACGACUGGACCAUCUGAAGUUGCACCAGCGCAAACACAGGCCGGAACUCCUGAACUGAAUUUUUUAAAACAUUUUUGUUCCUUAGCAUAUGCUUUUAUCCAAAGCGACUUACUUUUAGUGCAUUCAUCUUAUGAUAGGUUGGUUCGUUAUUAUUUUAUUGGACACUGAGAAAAAAAAUGUUUUUGAUCAAUUGUUUAUUAAUAAGGACAUUGAAAAUAUGAGCUGUUGGAAAUCUAACCAUGUGUUGAAUAAGAAUGUAUGCCUUAAAUUAUAGACUGUCUGUGAAUUGUCUGUCAUAAUGACCAUGCCAACCUACCAAACAUUAGAAUAAUACUGCUUUCAUGACAAGUCUGCACUGGUGUAAAUUACUUAAGGAAAAAUACUUUAAAGUACUACAAAAGUAGUUUUUUGGUGUAUCUGUACUUCACUAUUAUUUUUUUUACAACUUUUACUUCACUACAUUCUUAAAGAAAAUAAUGUACUUUUUACUCCAUACAUUUUCCCUGACAUGCAAAAUUACCAAAAGUUACAUUUUGACAGGAAAAUGGUCCAAUUCACGCACUUAUCAAGAGAACAUCCCUGGUCAUCCCUACUGCCUCUGAUCUGACGGACUCACUGAACACAAAUGCUUUGUUCUCUAAUUAAUGGCAGAGUGUUGUAGUGUGCCCCUGGCUAUCUGUAAAAAAAAAAAUACUACUAAUAAUAAUAGUUGUGCUGUCUGCAAAAUAUAAGGUAUUUUAAAUUAUUCAUACUUUUACUUUUGAUACUUAAUUACAUUUGAGCAAUUCCGUUUACUUUUAAUACUUAAGUAUAUUUAAAACCAAAUACUUUUAGACUUUUACUCAAGUAGCAUUUUACUGGGUGACUUUCAGUUUUACUUGAGUCAUUUUCUAUUAAAGGUAUCUUUACUUUUACUCAAGUAUGACUUUUGAGUACUUUUUCCACCACUGCAAGUCGGAAACUGGCAACCUCAGAGGUAAAAUUAAGUUAUUUGCAUAGAGCUUCCUAUUGGUUGAUUUUGAUACUUUCCAAGUGGGAAACUUGGGUAUUAUCUUUCUACAACGAGUUCCAAGUUGUACAUUUCUGAGUUUCUUAGUUCCGACUUGUCAUGAAUGCAGCAUAUGCCUCAUAUUUUCUGUUCAUCAAGCUUGCUUUCUACCCCAGUCACUAACCAUACUGUAACCAUGCAUUUUCUUCCUGUACAUAAUACUUUGUUAACUGAAUGAAUUGAACCUGAAUUGCCGUAAUUGUCUUUUAUGUACAAUAAAUAUUUUGCUCCCA
Molecule: messenger RNA, 3206 nt
Organism: Salvelinus fontinalis (brook trout)
Lineage: Eukaryota; Metazoa; Chordata; Actinopteri; Salmoniformes; Salmonidae
Product: zinc finger protein 180-like
Exons: 4
Coding region: 7-1983 (658 amino acids)
Biological process (GO): regulation of transcription by RNA polymerase II
Molecular function (GO): DNA-binding transcription factor activity; RNA polymerase II cis-regulatory region sequence-specific DNA binding
Source: RefSeq, a predicted model, not a curated record